GCCCUUCCUCAACAUGGCGGCGCGGGGGCGCCGCUUCCCCGGCCUCGGCCAAUUAACGUCGGGGCGUGGCGGAAACCGCGGCACAACCAGCCAAUGGGAGCGCGGCGGGGGCGGGGCCGCGGUCACAGCGGCGGCACCGGGUGAAAUUUCUGGAAGGUGCGGCCGGAACGGGGCCGGCACCGGGAUCGGGAUCCGGGGAAGGUGACGGCGGGCGGUGACGGCCCCCAGCACCGCCGCCGCCGCCGUCAUGAACCACAAGAGCAAGAAGCGGAUCCGCGAGGCGAAGCGCAGCGCCCGCCCGGAGCUGAAGGACUCGCUGGACUGGACCCGCCACAACUACUGCGAGACCUUCCCCCUGAGCCCCGCCGCCUGCAAGGAUAACGUGGAGAGGGCAGAUGCGCUCCAGCUGACGGUGGAGGAGUUCGUUGAGCGCUAUGAAAAGCCUUACAAGCCCGUGGUGUUGCUGAACGCCCAGGUGGGCUGGUCUGCCCAGGAGAAGUGGACGCUGGAGCGGCUGAAACGCAAAUACAGGAACCAGAAGUUCAAGUGUGGGGAGGACAAUGACGGUUACUCUGUGAAGAUGAAGAUGAAGUACUACAUAGAGUACAUGGAAACCACACGUGAUGACAGCCCCCUGUACAUCUUUGACAGCAGUUAUGGGGAGCACCCCAAGCGCAGGAAACUCCUAGAGGAUUAUAAAGUGCCCAAAUUCUUCACGGAUGAUCUCUUUCAGUAUGCAGGGGAGAAACGGCGGCCACCCUACAGAUGGUUUGUGAUGGGCCCACCUCGAUCUGGAACAGGAAUUCACAUCGAUCCCUUGGGAACUAGUGCGUGGAAUGCCUUAGUCCAGGGACAUAAGCGGUGGUGCCUGUUCCCAACCAGCACUCCCAGAGAGCUCAUCAAAGUGACUCGAGAAGAGGGAGGGAACCAGCAGGACGAGGCAAUCACUUGGUUCAACGUCAUCUACCCUCGGACACAGCUUCCCACCUGGCCCCCCGAAUUCAAACCCCUGGAAGUCCUACAGAAACCAGGCGAGACAGUCUUUGUGCCAGGUGGCUGGUGGCAUGUUGUUCUCAACCUUGACACGACUAUUGCCAUCACACAAAACUUUGCCAGCUGUACCAACUUCCCCGUGGUGUGGCACAAGACGGUGAGAGGGAGACCCAAACUGUCACGGAAAUGGUACAGGAUCCUAAAGCAGGAACAUCCUGACUUGGCAGCCUUGGCUGAUUCAGUUGACCUGCAGGAAUCUACUGGUAUUGCUUCCGACAGUUCGAGUGAUUCUUCCAGUUCCUCAAGUUCCAGCUCCUCAGACUCUGAUUCAGAGUGUGACUCUGGCUCCGAGACAGAGGGGAUGAUGCACCGGAGGAAAAAGCGGAGGACGUGCAGCAUGAUGGGGAACGGGGACACAACCUCCCAGGACGACUGUGUGAGCAAAGAGCGCAGCUCCUCCAGGAUUAGGGAAUCUUGCGGAGGCCGCAGCUACCCCUGAGCGAUAACACCACCCGAUCGAAGCUCCGUUAGCAGCCAGCCAGCUCUGUUCUACCCCCUCCUGCUUCUGUUUCUCACAGUCCUUACGUUUUUGUCACUCUUCCUCGAUCCAGACAUCUGUCUUCGUUAUGUGCUGUCCAAGGUUGGCUCCUGAGUAGCUUGUAGGGGAAUGCCCCACCACGUCCUUGUGCAAUGCUUUGUCCCCCCUGCGCCCCGGGUGAGUGCACUAUAACCCAGCUGUGGGUAAGGACACGCCGAGUGUUUAAUGGGUCACGUAACUGGCAAGGAAGACAACGGUCAGUUUUUAAAGAACUGUUUUUAAAACCAGCAGGUAAAUAAAAACCUGCCUUGCUUUGACACUGUCA
Messenger RNA from Pipra filicauda (Wire-tailed manakin), 1856 nucleotides. RefSeq names its product jumonji domain containing 6, arginine demethylase and lysine hydroxylase (gene JMJD6). The record is from RefSeq and is a predicted model, not a curated record. The transcript has 7 exons. NCBI's taxonomy places the organism in Eukaryota, Metazoa, Chordata, Aves, Passeriformes, Pipridae. The coding region runs from base 248 to 1492 and encodes 414 amino acids. Gene Ontology annotation, molecular function: histone H4R3 demethylase activity; P-TEFb complex binding. Gene Ontology annotation, biological process: phagocytosis. Gene Ontology annotation, cellular component: nucleus; cytoplasm.